Cannabis sativa is the source of this 1757-nucleotide messenger RNA. Its product is annotated as homeobox-leucine zipper protein HOX3. Lineage: Eukaryota; Viridiplantae; Streptophyta; Magnoliopsida; Rosales; Cannabaceae. Gene Ontology annotation, molecular function: DNA-binding transcription factor activity, RNA polymerase II-specific; sequence-specific DNA binding. Gene Ontology annotation, biological process: regulation of DNA-templated transcription. Bases 520 to 1215 code for a protein of 231 amino acids. The record is from RefSeq and is a predicted model, not a curated record. The transcript has 4 exons.
CGGCUAUUCUCCUACACUCACUUUACCAUCGCCCCCUACACGUGUCAACCAUCAGGUGGGUCAUGCCCUUUGACUUGACGACAUCAGUCAAAUAGCUAUAGCCCCUAUCUUAACUCCAAAACCAAAACCAUUUCAUUUCUUUAUUAAAUUCUUUCACACCCUUUUCCUUUUUUCCUUUUUUCUAUUCCUACAUUCGUUAAUUUUCCCCUCUGUAGUACUCUCUCUCUCUCCAACUCCCACUACUAUUUAUUUGACCUUUUACAUUCUCACCUUUUCUUUCUUUUUUUCCCCUCCGUUUCAUCAUAAGAGCUUGGUGUAUGUUUUUUCAUCUCUCUCUCUCUCUCUCCAUCGCCCUAUUUUAUUUUUACUUUACCUUUAUUUGUCUCUCUCUCUCUCUCAAAACAAAAAUCCUUAUUUGCUUCUUUUUCCUCUUCUUCUUCUUCCUCCUUUCCCUCAUAUAUAUACAUAUAUAUAAUAUAGUCUCCUUUUCCCCUCUGCAAAUAAGUACUGUAUACUUCUAUGGCGAUAUUACCUACCACCCCUUCGAACCUGGAGUUGACAAUAGGCUUCUCUUCUUCUCCUUCUCUCUCUUCUUCUGUGAUGAGAGAUUUGGACAUAAACCAAGUACCAUCAGUUGGAAGAGAUCAUCAUCAUCAUCUUCAUCAUCAUCUUGAUUAUGAUCAUAAUAAUAUUAAUCAAGAAGAAUGGAUGGAAGAGGAAGAUGAAAUAAUGAUGAGUAGUGGUAAUACUACUCAUUCAGGCCCUCCUAGGAAAAAACUUCGUCUCUCAAAGGAACAGUCUCGUCUUCUUGAAGAAAGCUUCAGACAACACCAUACCUUAAACCCUAAACAGAAAGAGGCUUUGGCGUUGCAGUUGAAGCUAAGGCCACGUCAAGUUGAGGUUUGGUUUCAGAACCGUAGGGCCAGGAGCAAGCUGAAACAGACAGAGAUGGAGUGUGAGUACUUGAAAAGGUGGUUUGGAUCACUGACUGAACAAAACAGAAGACUACAAAGAGAAGUGGAGGAGCUUAGGUCGAUGAAAGUGGCUCCUCCAAAAGUCAUAUCACCCCACAGCUGCGAGCCUCUUCCGGCAUCCACACUCACCAUGUGUCCACGUUGCGAACGUGUCACCACCACCACUUCCACCGCCAUUAACGGUGACUACCCCACCUCCACCGUUGCAUUGUCCUCUAAACUCACCAACAGCCACCUCUGAUCGUCCCCCCAUAUCUGCAUCCACAUGCAUUGUCUAAUAUUGACCCCCACUUUGUGGAAAAAAAGAAAGAAAAAAGAAAAGUUUGAUUUAAAAAUAAUUAAUUAAAAUUUAAUUAUGUAUAUUAGAGAAUGUUAUAUAUAAUUAAAUAGCUAGCUAUUAAAAAGGAAAGAGGAAGAAGAAAGUUUAUUAUGCAACAACGUGUUGUGAGGGGACACUACUACACUAUACGUUGCCUUAAGAAAUCUCCGCAUAGAUAUUAUAAUGAUGUUUUGGUUGUUCUUUGGCAAUUUGUUUGCCUUGGAAACCAUGGCCAAAAAAGAAAAGAAAAAGGAAAGGUGGAUAAUUUUGACGAUAUGUGACAACUUACAACAACGCACUACACCCAAUUUAUAUUACUAUUUCAACAAGUUGUGUAUAAAUUUCAAUCAUUAAUUAUUAGGGUGAAAAAGUUAAGUGGAAAUUUAGUAUUUAAGGGUAAUACUACUGUGUGUGAGUGGUUUUGGCCGUUAAUUGAUUAACUAAUUAGAGUAUCUCCAAUGGAA